This is a messenger RNA of Mucor velutinosus, 891 nucleotides long. Its product is annotated as putative secondary metabolism biosynthetic enzyme. Bases 1 to 891 code for a protein of 296 amino acids. The transcript has 6 exons. The record is from RefSeq and is a predicted model, not a curated record. Gene Ontology annotation, cellular component: nucleoplasm; ribonuclease H2 complex. NCBI's taxonomy places the organism in Eukaryota, Fungi, Mucoromycota, Mucoromycetes, Mucorales, Mucoraceae. Gene Ontology annotation, biological process: RNA catabolic process.
AUGAAAUCUCAAAUCAUUGCCUUUACAAACAAGAUAGAAAAUGACGUGAAUCAUUUGACAGAGUUGUAUUUACCCUGUCCUCGAUCAAAUAGACGAUCCAUUUACUUUCACAAUGACAAAGGCACAUUAUAUGAGAUACAGAAAGUAACAGGUCCAGGACGCAAAAGUGCUUGGCUAAUAGACGCUGACAUUUACAAAGAUGGUGCAGUGAGAUUCAUAACAUCACUGGAUCCACUUUUCAUGGCACUGCCUAUUCUCGACGAAGCAUACAAGAAAGACAAUAAGAAAUUCAAGACGUUGGACGAUAUCUUUAGUAGAGAGAAUGUAAAGUUGGAGAUUGUUGGAACAGAGACAUUAGAUGAUGAAGGCAUUACAAGCGAAGAAUACUCCAAGCCGAUUGAUGUACACCGACUAACCAACAUUACUGGAUUCACAAAGCAAUUAGCACAUGUGUGCGAUGUUCAAGAAAUUGCCACAGAUCUAUCUGUAUAUAAACUAAACCAUGAAAAAGCCCUGGAUUGGCUUGUCAAAAAGAUGGAUCAAUUAAUGGCCAAUGAAGCCUUCAAGAAAUCAUUCGAAUCGACAAAUCAACAAGCAAUUUCCAUAAAGUUGGAGGCUGUAUAUACACUAUCAAACUAUCUAAACAAGGAUUGGUUCAAUCGACUCUUGACAAAACUAGAGAUCGAAGAAGAGAAGGAAGAGACAGAAUUAGAUGAUAUUACAAACUACGUGACAGAUGCAUCUCCAUCGGGUUUCUUCAAGAGAGCACAUCCAGAUGAAGCAUUCCUUGAUACACCUGCCAAGAAAAAGAAGCCUCAAGUGCCUAGAAGCUUAGCCAAGGUCAACACCAAAGGCAUGAAAUCCAUUACAAGCUUUUUCACAAAGAAAUAA